AUGGAUGUGACUGGACCUAUACGAAGUGAGCUUAUGAUAUUGACGGGAUUAAUGAUUGCCAGGAUGUGGUGCAAGAAGUAUUCUGAACAUGAGGUUUUUCCCGUCCUGAUGUUGUCAUUGUAUGGCAGCAGAGGCUGUAUUGUUCAAGCGCACAUGCCUCCAGAAUCUGGGCGAUUGCAGGUACGCUACAGCGAGUUUUUCGACUUUCGCGAGCUCACUCAAGACUGGUUGGACAUCUUUGUUCGCUGGUUUUUGAGUGAACCGCUGGCAGAACCUUUGUCACGAAGUGAGGUGACUCACUCGGGACUACGCAUUGAUUCUGAGAACCUCAAGGAGGCUGAGGUAGACGAACCGCCUGACCACGACUCACGUAUUGCCGAAUCUCCUCGAUUGAAUCCACCUGAGCAUCCUGAUACGCCUGAACAUCCUGGUACGUCUGAACAUCCUGGUACGCCUCGUCCCCCCUUGAAGACAAUUUCUACGCCGCUAUCCAAUGCACCAUGUGAUGCGGAAGGCUUAAGUCUCGCUCAGACAGUAUCACCACAGUGA
Molecule: messenger RNA, 549 nt
Organism: Endocarpon pusillum Z07020
Lineage: Eukaryota; Fungi; Ascomycota; Eurotiomycetes; Verrucariales; Verrucariaceae
Exons: 2
Coding region: 1-549 (182 amino acids)
Source: RefSeq, a predicted model, not a curated record